Messenger RNA from Tribolium castaneum (red flour beetle), 3927 nucleotides. RefSeq lists its product as uncharacterized. The transcript has a single exon. Lineage: Eukaryota; Metazoa; Arthropoda; Insecta; Coleoptera; Tenebrionidae. The coding region runs from base 129 to 2012 and encodes 627 amino acids. The record is from RefSeq and is a predicted model, not a curated record.
UUAAAAUUAAAGUGCAAUUGUCGUUAUCAUGCAUCAGUAAAUUUAUUAGGGCACUUGUCUCGGUACACAUCAGCAAAGUGUGUUUUGUUCCUUCCUGGCAAUAACCAUAAUAACCCGCGAUAAGGAAAAUGAUCAAAUUCCGAAUGUACAAACAAAGCAAACAUCAUUACGCGCCGAGAAAAUUUUUCGUGAUUUCAGAUCACAAGAUGCCACUGAAGAAUAUAUUCGUAAUUUUCCGCCUCGUUAUUUUUGCCAUCAGUCUCUCUCAAAAUAAGGCCCAGAACGAAAUUCUCCGCCAGUACAUAAGCGAAAUAACAUCAACAAAUCAACAAAGAACACUCGUAUUAAUCUACAAUAACGUGGGCACAUUUCGCGAUUUUUCCUCGCAUUUCUACGGCCUGGCCCUGCCUGUGUACAACGUUUAUCUGGGAGAAUUGCGCAAAUUCAACGGCAAAUACGGCGAGAAAUACGACAUCGCCGUUACGUACGAAGAGAGUAAGUUAUACUUUGUGGUUCUGAACGAUUUGAAACAGCUUUACACCGCCUUGCCUUUGAUACGCAAAAUCUACUUCUGGCGAGACCGCGACCGAGUCGUUGUUUUGAUUAAUGAAAAAUUCCGGGAGCAGGAAGCGAAAGCGACUUUUCGCCACUGCUUCCAGUUUUACAUAAUUAACAUCGUCUUCGUGUUCGUGAAAGAUCGCAUCGAACCCUUCACUUAUAAUCCCUUCAGUGGCCGUUUGGCCACACCGGGGCGUUUCUUCCCGGACAAAUUCCGGGACCUGUUUGGCUACAACUUGAAGAUUUCCAUGUUCCCGAGCGUUGUCAACACUUUCAGCAAUAAGACGUAUCACGGGCGUGACGGUAAGAUGUCACUUACCAUCGCACAUCACAUUAACGCCACUUACACCUACCUGCGCCCCCGGGCCACGCCGCUGGCCCCGGUCUUGAACCAGUACGACGACGUGGCGGAACGAGUGGCGGAGGUGGGUUUCAACACCCGCUAUGUAAAGUUCAAUUUUCGGAAUCUGAUCGAGAAAACCUACCCUCAUGACCGGGACGACCUGGCGUGUUUGAUACCGCAGGAGUACGUGCAAAAGUUCGGCCUGCUCCCGGCCGGCGUCUGGGGCUUGUCAGUGGCGGCGUCUGCGGUCUUUUUCUGCUAUGUUCUGGUGGCGAACCGGCGCUUCGACGUGGUUAACGUCCUAAUGACGAUUCUGCUGCUUUUGUUCAACAAGCCGGUCAAAGAAAGCCGAAAUUUCAAUUUCCGGCUGGCUUUAAUUUCCUACUUGACAUUCAGCGCUUUCCUCAACACUUUGAUAGUUUGUCGACUGGCUAGCAUUGUAACUGCGCCGAAAUACCUCGCCGGGAUUGAGACCGUGAAAGAGUUAGCCGGGACCGAGCACCGGAUCCUCACCAUCGACAGAUUCCAAGAGCUGUUAAACGCCUCUUUAGUCCCACCGCUGCGUGCGAAAAUUCUGCCGCGGCUCACUAUCAUUAAAGAGGAGCAAUAUUUGAGCGAGAUAAACAAACACAGGAAGAUCGCGUUUAUAUGCAAAGACCAUUUGGCAAAUUACGCCCAAAUUCAAAAAGAGAAUUAUCCUAAUGGCAUUCAGUUCUAUCGCGUUAUGAAAGAAAGGAUUUUGCCAGCCCUCAGCUGUUACAUUGUUAGUUACGGCUCGCCGUUUUUAACCAGAUUUGACAGCUUAAUUCAGAGAAUUGUCGAAUCGGGAAUACACGAUUAUUGGAAAACGAAAACUUGGGAGAAAUUGGGAAUUCAUCAUCAAUUUCGAACUAAUCAGGAUAAUUACAAAGGGAGGGUCGCCGAGGCUAGCCUCCAAAUUGCCCAAAAAGUCCUCCUCUACGGCCUGGGGAGCGCCGCUCUUGCCUUUCUCCUGGAACUACAGUCGGGGGCCGAAGCCUCCAAGCGCCUGAUUUGCUACAUCAGUGUAAUUUUUAAAAAAGUAAUAAUUUCUAGAAUCAAAUUAUUUCGAAAUAAGAACGAAAAACACUGAGUGCGGAGGUGUUGCAUUUAUAAUGUCACUCGGUGUGUUUGCAAAUUAUUCCCCGUCAACAACUUUUACACAAAAACGUUGAUUCCUCCCUUCAGGAUAAGCCACCUUGACUAUAAAUGGGAAAGCUCCUUUGAAACGAGAAUGUGAACAUUGCUUGUUAUUUCAUUAUUAUUGAGUUCACGCACCAGGCAUUCAUCUUCAAAAUGCGUAUUCACAUUUCGGGAAAUUUAAUAAUUUCGAAGAAAAAAAUAAAGACAGUAAUGAGUACGUGUGAGUAAGUUUCGACCCCAAAAUCGCUAAACAAAUUAGUUCGGCAUUAUUUCACUACCUGCUAUUGUUUUAGGUGUAGUCAAAGCAACCAUAUCAAAGCUGAUCCGUAUCAAAUAGUUUUCACAACAUUACCACUCAGUCAUGAGAGAUAAACCAAGUACAAAGAUGAGUUGUAGUUGGAAAUUUCUAUGGCAAAAAACCAAUUUAAAUUCACCCAGCGUGGGGACUAUUUUAGUGCCCUAUCGGUACAUUUUGCACUGUUCUUCCCGGAUUCCCGCAGGGCUAUUAUUUCUCUAACUGCGAUUAAAAUUUCCUUAAUAAAAUAAAAGAAUGCACGACGAGAAUUAUUUCAGCCCGUGGUUUAAUCAAAAAAUUGCUUUGAAGUGAUGCAUAAUUUACAUUAAUUUCGUGAAUUUUUAGGAGUGCAUAUUAGUCCGCGUUAUCCCAAGUAUUUCUUAAGGUAUGCUCCCGCGGUAUUUGUUUAAUAUCAACAGUAAACUUCAAGUGAUUUUAAUCGUGGCCGAAAAAAGUAAUUUGCAAAAAUGUGUUUACUUUCAAUACAUUGAUAAAAAGAUAACCUGUUAUUGGGUUUAAUGUAAACAAAAUCGGUGUAAUUGCGUUUGAAAAAAAUAUAUUGGAAACGCGUCAAAAUGCGACUUUGCAAAAAACUAGUUUUCAAUUUAUAUCAUUUCAACUCUAAAUUUAAAAAACUUCAUUUGCACAAAUUAGCAGCGAAAAUAAUUCAGGUAAUAAUGCAAUAACACAGUAUUCUGUUGAACGAUUUUUGAUAAAAAAAUAUUAAUUGCUGUUUUCUUUGAAUGGUUUUAUUAUUAAUUAUUACCAAUUGCGUUACUAAUAGCAGUUGAAAAAUUACAUCAACAAAAACGCGAUAAUGACAAUAACAGGACAGCACACAGUAAUUUGUAACUCACAUGUUUAUUUAUAAUUCCGGAAAAUUUAUUUGCGUCAAAUCUAUUCAAAUGAAUCAUCUCAUGGCCGGUGUGGUCAGUCAAACAAUUACGGACGAUAUAGCAACAUUGUUUUAGUCGCUUUUAGUGCAAGGUCACAAUAAAAAUGAAAAAUUAUUUAAAUAAAGAUUUGAAAUUACUCAACUUCACAUAGUAAUGACUCACUUACCUCACUCACAUGGAGGCAAACAUGUUAACCUACGCAAUCCAGGUGUUUUUUACUUGAUGCCCAAGCACACAUUUUUGCCAAAUUAAAGAAAAACAAACGACUUUCACUAGCCCUUUUUCCAUUAAAAAUAACACUUUCCUAAAUUUUUGAAUUACAACGCAAAUAAAUUACUUCUGAUCGAAGCGUCGAUUUUUUAAGGAAGGACAAGUGUGAUCGAGAAAGUGGCAAUACAUAAUUAAUUUAGAAAGUUCCUUGACUCGUAUGCGGACACUUUAGCCAAAAUAUUAAAUAAUUUUCCACAUAACAGAACCUACACUUACGAGUAAAAAGGACACGUUUUUAAAUCCAAAAAAAUUCCAAAAUUCCAAAAAUAAAAAAAAAUUAAAAAAAUCGUAAAUAGACACCAGAAGUGUCAGAUCUUGUCCAACUCAAUUGGUUUGAAGUAAGUAAAACAAAGACGUGGCUAAAAUGAAAAAAUCAAAAAUGAAGCACUUUACUUGUUUUUUUU